AUGUCUGAAAAACAACAACAGCCACCAGCUGCUUCGUCUGCUACUGGAAGUUCCAAUCCCUUUACAGAGACUCUGGAACGAUUCAGAAAGUAUCAUUCUGCGAGUGCUCCCGAAUCAUUAGGAUUGGACCGAUUGGAGUACAAACCCAAAAACACAUACAAUGUCAAACUAAAAUCAGCAAUACAACCAAAGAAAUUGAAAAUACCUAAAGAGCUUCAGCAAUUCAAUCAUCUCGAUCCUUCACGAAAUACAAGCACAAAGAAGAGAGAAACAAGCACAACAACCAUCAACAACAAGAGAGCCUCUAGUCAUCAGGAAAAAUCAUCAAGGAAGAAUGUUCUCGAGGCCGAGAGACCACCAAAGCAAGCAAAGCACUCUGUACAUGUAAACAAGUUAUCAGAGUUGACAAUGUUGAGCGCAAGUGCUAGAAUCGGAGCAUUGAAACCAAUACAAAUGGAGGACGAUGAAGUGCCAUCCCACGAUGACACUCGAAAAAAUUAUCCUAGGUUAUUACUAGUAUUGAAAGAGUUUUCGGAUGAAGAAAAAGAUAUCAUUGUGAGCGGACAACCAAUCGAGAGCAAAAGCAAAUUCUUGCCUCUUGAGGUAUUUGACGAUUUUGAUACAUUCGAAAGAUUUUCAAACGAAGAGUUACUGUCAAAUAAGCAUGUCACGUAUUCCAAAUAUUACACAGGAUCCAAAGAAGAGGCCUAUCGAUGGGCACCUUGUAGAAUAGUUGCAUAUAACGAACAAGAUAAUAAGUUCCUCAUUGAAUGGAUUUCUGAAAAUUCUUCUGAUGAAGACCCAGCAAAUAAUGUAAAUAGUGAAGGGAAUAAGCGCAAGUGGGUCACCCGACUCAAUCUCUUCGUCGAAUCGGAUGAUGUUUUUGAACUUCGGGUUAGAUGUGCUCAAAUGAGACGAAAAAAGUUUGAAGAGCGGAUGUACUACUAUUUGCAAAUUGAUAAGGCCAUUAGUGACGAUUUAGUAGACAUUUCACCUUUUGAAAAACAAAUCUAUGAAAAAGUGCUUAAAUUGGUCGCCAAUGAAUCACAAUUUCCGACAAGGCAUGUCCCUGUGAUUGAGAACUAUGUUAACGAAGCAAAAGAUCAUUACAAGUCCGCAAUCAAGGAAGGCAUUUUUUUAUAUUACCUCAACAGUAAGGAAGAAUAUGAAAAAUAUCAGAAAUAUUUGUGGUGCAAGGAUGAACUCAAGAAGAAUAACGCCAAUGCUCCGUAUCUAGGUGUUGUUGAGGUUCCAAAGUAUAACUACAAUGAACUCCAUACAACAAUUGAGCAAAAUAUAUUUUACACAAACCCAGAUCUAAUUCAGGCUCUUCACAACAUUCACUCACAACUCUAUUUAUUGAUUAGUAGCUUACAGGAGGAUGGAAAAUCAAUGGAUUUGGUCAUGACUGAAAAAUUUGAAACACCAAUUGAUUUAACAGCUUUUUUGAACAUACAAAGUGAAACACUCUCUAAUUCGAUGAAAAGAAUCCGAGAGGAUUGGUGUCAAAAAGUAACAUCCAUUGUACAGAAUGAUUUGGAUGGCUUUUUCCAUUUCUUUGAGGAUGACAUGGAACGAUUCGAAUCAUCCCGUAUGAAAAAAUUUUUAAGAUUGACAAACAUUCUGCUCUCUGUGCAACUGAGGGAUUAUGCUUUUGAUGAGCUAAAAAAAUUACAUGAUUUCGUGAAUCCAUACCAUGCAAGAGAAUACAAACAUUUUGAUGCGAAUGAAGUAACAGGUUUUGAGCCUCUCUUCACCAUCAAGAUAAUUGAGCAAGAAUGCAAUGGUGAUUACAGUAUUGUAUUUAGUCCAUCCUUAGAACAGAUUUUAGAAGGAGUACGACAAGUAUUCUUUGAUGUGUUAGAGGAGACUAAUUUUGUCAACGGUAUUGGCGAAAACCUUUUUCCACUUCUCACUCUCAGCCCUGAGCAAUAUUCUAUCAAUAACUUGCAAUUGAAGUCUGAAGAGCAAACUCAGAAUCUAUGGAAGGGCAUUGAGGAAGUAAUUCUUUCAAACUUUACUGAACCAGAACUAUUGAUCAACCUCUACAAGAAUUAUGAGUAUUGUUUGAAACUUGAUCCUAUGGUGUUUGCUCAAGAUUUUUUCAAUGAGAGGUUUGGGAAGAUGGAUAUUCCAACAUUGUUAGCUCAAUUUAGAGAUGAGUUGAACAGACUCAAACAAGCUUCUCAAGAAGUGUACGAUAUUUCAACAGAUUAUGUUAAUUUUAAUAUGUUACGAAUUGACUGUACAGAAAUUAAGGAAGCACUCUUUAAUAGAACCGAUGGAGCAGCAAAAGAGUUGAUGAAAUUGAUUUCAAAAUGGGGAACUGAAGAAAGUCAUAGAAUAUCCCUUUCUUUUAAGGCUGUAUAUGAAAAGGUUCAAAUGAUACCACAAACAGCAGAAGAGUUGGACGAACUCAAAAAGUAUCUUCUUGAAUGUACAAAAGAAAUUGAACGUCUUCAGAGCCAAUUUGCCACUGUAAAGUCUAGUUUUUCACUCUUAUCAGAUUUUACGUUUAACCUUGAAAGUGAAGACUUUUCAUCCUAUGUUGACACUCAUUCUUGGCCAAAGAAAGUCUACAGUCUACUUGAGGAUAGCACGAUCAGAUUAGAGGAGGAUAAGAGAAAGUUCAUGGAUGAACUUCAAAGAGAUAUCAAUACUUUGAUUCACAACUUUGAUAUUUAUGAAAAAGAAAUUGAGACUUUUGCCUCAUUCAAUGACUUGGAGAAGACAGAUGAAUAUCAUGAAAAGAUAAAGCACAUGGAAGCAAAAAUUGAAGAGGCCAAGAAGAAUGCUGAUCUCUAUAACAAUCGUGAACGAAUGUUUAACAUGAACACGACCGAGUUUACCAAACUCAAAGACAUUGAAAAGCUAUUUAAACCUUACUUUGAUCUUUGGACAGUUGCUUUUGAAAAAGCACAAAAUUUCCCCAAAUGGAACGAAGGAACAUUUAUGCAUUUGGAUGCCAAUUAUAUUGAAGAAUGUUUGAACAUGUGGACGACUAAUUUAAGAAACUUGGAAAAGACCUUACUACCAAAGGAUGAAACUGCCAAGGAAAUCACCAAACAAGUUAAAAAGGAGGUGUCUGAAUUCAAAAAACACAUGCCACUAAUCAAAGCUUUAAGAAACGAUGGCCUCAGGCAGAGACAUUGGCAAAAGAUUGCUAAAUUACCGGUGGAAUUUGGUAAAUCGUCCGCUCCUCUCGAUAUUGAAAGUAUCAACAUUAUGAACUUGGGCGAUUUUACAAAACUAGGUUUUGAGGAAAGAAAUAUUUUGGAACGAAUUAUUGAGAUAUCUGAUAUCGCAAGUAAGGAAGCAGUCAUUUCUCGUAAUCUUGAAAAAAUGUAUGCUGCUUGGAGAAAUGUCAAUUUCCAUUUGGAAAAGUAUGGAACCACUUACAAACUUGUCGAAUUAGACGAACUUCAAGUACUCUUGGACGAACAAAUUGCCAUUACUCAAAGUAUGCGUGCCUCGCCUUAUGUGAAAGAACUGGAGGCUGAAGUGAUGGCAUGGGAAAACAAGCUCAUUGAAAGACAAGAUAUUAUGGUUGAAUGGAUCAAAUGUCAAGUGGCUUACUUGUACUUGGAACCAAUUUUCAGUUCUCAUGACAUUUCAGCCCAACUUCCUGAUGAAGCCACGAAAUUCUCCAUGGUAGAUAAGAUGUGGAAGAACGUCAUGGACAAUGCAUACAAAACAAAGGUUGUUGCACAAGUUAUUUCUGAUGAAAAUAUGAUCGAUAACUUCCAGACAGCUAACAAGAGACUGGAUCAAAUUCACUAUGGCUUAAAGCAAUAUUUGGAAACCAAGAGAAGAGCAUUUCCAAGAUUUUAUUUCCUUUCUGAUGACGAACUUCUUGAAAUUCUCUCAGAGACAAAGGAUCCACUCAGAGUACAACCUCACUUGAAGAAAUGUUUUGAAGGAAUUGACAAGCUUGAAUUUGAUAAGGAAGGAAAAAUUGUUGCCAUGUUGAGUAAACAAGGCGAAAGAAUUGCCUUUACUAAACCAGUAAUACCAGCCGAAAAGAAUGGUAGAGUUGAACUAUGGCUUUUGGAAAUUGAGAGCGAAAUGAAGGUAGCUCUCAGGCAUGUCAUUGAACAAUCCAUCAAUGCAUACAGUGCCAUCGCGGGUAAUAUUGAUAAGAGAGGACAAUGGAUUUUAAAUUGGCCUGGUCAAGUUGUGUUAACUGUCAGUCAAUUAUUUUGGACAAAGGAAGUUGAAGAAUCUAUUAAUGUACAAGGUGUCAAGGGAGUUCAGAGAUACUACUCUAAAAUGACAAAACAACAAAAAGCCCUUAUCGAAUUGGUGAGAGGUGAGAAUUUGUCUCUUUUACAAAGUAUCACAUUGGGUGCAAUGGUUGUGAUUGAUGUUCACGCAAGAGACGUUGUUGCUGGACUUGUUAAGGAGGAAGUGAGUGACAUUUCUGACUUUGAAUGGCAAAGUCAAUUGCGAUACUAUUGGGAAGAUACCAAAGACAUUAAUGGUAAAAAUCAAUUUCAAGUUAUUGUCAGACAAAUUACAUCCGUACUAAAUUACGGCUAUGAAUACUUGGGUAAUCAGGGAAGACUUGUCAUUACUCCCCUCACAGAUAGAUGUUAUAGAACUUUGACUGGUGCUCUUCAAUUGUACAAAGGAGGUGCCCCAGAAGGUCCUGCAGGUACUGGUAAAACAGAAACCACCAAAGACCUUGCGAAGGCCAUCGCCAAACACUGUAUUGUAUACAACUGUUCAGAUACUUUGACCUAUGAAUCAAUGGCUCAAUUUUUCAGAGGCCUUGCAUCCAGCGGCGCUUGGUCAUGUUUUGACGAGUUCAACAGAAUUGAAUUAUCUGUACUUUCUGUGGUUGCUCAACAAAUUCAAACCAUUCAAAUUGCUGUUGCAAGUAGAGCUACAAGAUUUUUCUUUGAGAACAUGGAAAUUACUAUGAAUCCUACGUGUGCAAUUUUCAUCACAAUGAAUCCUGGUUAUGCCGGUAGAUCUGAACUACCUGACAAUUUGAAAGCAUUAUUCCGUCCUGUAGCAAUGAUGGUUCCUGACUAUGCCUUAAUUGCUGAAAUUUCAUUGUUUUCUUAUGGCUUCUUGGACGGCCGUAAACUUGCAAAAAAGAUUGUCACUACUUACAAACUUUGCAGUGAGUUACUUUCAUCACAAGAUCACUAUGACUAUGGUAUGAGAGCUGUUAAAGCUGUACUUGUUCGAGCAGGUUCUCUCAAGCGACAGUACCCUAAUAUUAACGAGGAACAACUCAUGUUGAGAGCUCUAAAUGACGUGAACCUUCCAAAGUUCGUUUCUGCAGAUAUUCCUCUUUUCAAUGGUAUCAUUACUGACUUGUUCCCAUCUAUUCAACACCAAAAGGUCGACUAUUCUGAAUUGGAAAAGAAUAUCAAACUCACAUGCGCAGAAAUGAAUCUACAACCUGUUCCUUAUUUCAUUGAGAAAAUUAUUCAAUUGUACGAAAUGAUCAUUGUGAGACACGGUUUAAUGUUGGUGGGUGUUCCACUCUCUGGUAAGACAAAGGCAUAUCUUGUACUGAAGGCAGCACUUGAAAAGAUGGGAGAAAAGAUUCACGUAAAGGUAUUGUCACCAAAAGCCGUCACUCUUGGCCAAUUGUAUGGUUACAGAGAUGUCAAAACUAAAGAUUGGAAGCAUGGUGUGUUGGCUAUUCAAUUUGAAGAUUUGAGUUCACUACCCGAAAAUGACAGAAAAUGGCUCAUGUGUGAUGGUCCAGUCGACGCUAUUUGGAUUGAAUCCAUGAACACAGUAUUGGACGACAAUAAGAAAUUGUGUUUAACUUCUGGACAAAUUAUUAAGAUGGGAGAAAAUAUGAACAUGAUGUUUGAGGUGCAAGAUUUGGCUGCUGCCUCUCCUGCUACCGUUUCCAGAUGUGGUAUGGUUUACAUGGAAGCUGAAAAAAUUGGAUCUUGGGAACCUUUUUUACAAAGUUGGCUCACCAGUUCAGAAUUCCCUGCUCCUUUGAGAGAAUCGAAAGACUUCAAUGAAGUUGAGGAGUGUUUGCGUACUCUCUUCUCAACAUUUAUUCCAUCCAUCAUGAAAAUGUUCAAGAUGUAUCACAGCUCAUCUGCCUACAUUCGAGUACGAAGCGACUCAAUGCUCGAAGUUUCACUUAUUAAUAUCAUGCAAAGCUUGAUGGAUGAAUUUGCCGAUCCAAAACAAAUUGCUUCAAUCAACAAUAAGGAUAAGAUAUUCAUUUUGGAGUGUUUGUUCCAAUUUGCCCUAGUUUGGUCUGUUGGUAUUGUAUGUGAUGAUCGAGUGAAAUUUGAUCAACACUUUAGAAAUGUUGUUGAAGAAAAAUCAAGAACCAAGGCAUACAAAUUCCAACUUCCCAUUCCUGAGAAACCAAAUACUAUUAUUUUCGAUUUCGUAUUCGAUAAAAAGACCAGAAAAUGGAUUGAAUGGACAGCCUCUGAUUAUGCUCCCAAGACUAGCAUCAAACCAACUGAAGAAUUCAGAAAUAUCAUUGUUCCCACAAUGGAUACAAUCAGAUUUCAGUUCAUGCUUAAAACGUUGCUUGACCAUGGAAAGCAACCUCUCUUUGUUGGUCCUACAGGAACAGGAAAGAGCGCUUAUAUUAAGCAGUUCUUGCUCAAUAUUGACAACUAUUAUCCUGAAGAUCAAAAGUCCAACUUUCUUCCUGCUUUCAUUAACUUUAGCGCCACAACUACUCCAGGACUCACUCAAGAUAUUGUCGAAUCAAAACUUGGUAGAAGAAAGCAAGGAUAUAUUGGUCCUCCCAUUGGUAAAAAGAUGGUCAUAUUUGUCGAUGAUUUGAACUUGCCCACUCUCGACGAAUAUGGAGCUCAACCAACAAUCGAACUUUUAAGACAAUGGCAAGAUCAAGGUGGUUGGUAUGAAAAAUCGAGCAAAACAGCAGCAUUCACGCACGUGGUUGAUGUCUUAUUCGUAUGUGCUAUGGGUCCAACAGGAGGUGGUAGAAAUGAAGUGACUUCACGAUUUUUGAGACAUUUCAACGUUAUUGGGUUGACCUCUUUUGAUAAUCAAACAUUAACAACCAUCUUCUCAGAGGUCAUGGACUGGUUUAUUGCUUCAAACAAUAUUUCUGUGAUCAGUAAGAUCCUUGCAAGACAAAUUGUUCUUGGCUCCAUCAGUUUGUACAACAACGUCAUUGAACAAUUCAGACCAACUCCAGAGAAGUCUCACUAUACAUUCAACUUGAGAGAUUUGUCAAAAGUUUUCCAAGGAAUUGUUGGUGUUGGAACAAAGCUGGAUGGAACACAACUGGAUAAGGUUUCGCUUGUGAAGAUUUGGGCGCACGAAGCCAUCAGAGUUUUCCAUGACCGUCUCGUUAAUGACCAGGACAGAGAAGCUUUCUUCCAAAUUCUUGAUAAGGAGUUACAAGUUGGAGAGAUUAAAUACAUUAUGGAAGAAACUACAUUUGACUAUAGAAGUACCCUAUACACCUCAUUAACAGAUGAAACUUGUGAAAAGUUUAAGGAAGUAACUCUCAACAAAUCAACAGAUCCCAAUGUUACCGACAUUAGCAAACUGCAUGCAAUUUUAACAUCAAAAUUAGAAGCAUACAAUGAAAUUCACAGCAAGAUGGACCUCGUUUUGUUUAAUUUUGCCAUCGAACACAUUGCUAGAGUAGUUAGAAUCAUUACUCAACCUGGAGGCAAUGCUCUGUUGAUUGGUGUAGGUGGUAGCGGUCGUCAAAGCUUAACAAAGCUUGCAGCUUUUGCAGCUGAUUAUACUCUAUUCAGUAUACAAUUAACUAGAUCUUUUGGAGUCUCUGACUGGAAAGACAAAAUGAAAGAAUUACUGCUCAGUGUGGGUGUUAAGAAAAACCAGACAGUUUUCUUAUUUAAUGAUAAUCAAAUCAAACAUCAAGAAUUUUUGGAAGAUAUUAGCAGCAUUUUGAACACUGGCGAAAUUCCUAACUUGUUUGACAAGGACGAGUACAAAGAUAUUUGCGAGAGUUUGAGAGUUCAUGCAAGAAAUGAGGGCAGAGGUCAAACUCCUGAAGAACUCUACAAUUAUUUUGUUGACAGAUGCAAGGAAUGUUUGCACAUUGUACUGUGUAUGAGUCCUGUUGGAGAUAGCUUAAGAAAUUAUCUAAGAAUGUUCCCUUCACUUGUCAAUUGUUGUAACAUUGAUUGGUUCAGCACUUGGCCAGAUCAAGCUUUACACGCUGUGGCGGAAAAGUUCAUAAGAAGCAUUGGCGAAACUAGUGAAGAGGAUACAGAAAAAGGAAUUUCAAUUCCAAAAGACGAGGUAUUCGAGAAGGACGUCGAGAAGUACAUUGACUUGUGUGCCUAUUUCCAUACGUCUGCAAUUGAACUUUCCAAAACCUUUUUCGAGAAGAUGAAGAGACAUAACUAUGUAACGCCAACCACAUAUUUGGAAUUAUUGAGAAACUUUUCAGAGUUGGUCAAAGAAAAGCGAAGAGAGUUGCAUACUCUUAGAGGAAAGUUCGAGCUUGGUCUUCAAAGAAUUGCAGAAACGGAUAAGGAUGUCAACCAAAUGCAAAAAGAAUUGGAAAUUUUACAACCAAAUCUCGUAGAAUUAUCCAAACAAAACGAAGAACUGUCAAAGAAAAUUGAGAUUGAGUCUAUUAAUGCUAACGAGAAAGCCAAGAAGAUUGAAAUUGAACAGGAAGAAAUCAACAAACAAGUGGCAAAGAAUGAAGAAGAUAAAAUGUACUGUCAACAGGAACUCGCUCAAGCUGAACCAAUUUGGAUUGAAGCUCAGCAAAAGGUAAAGGAAAUUACCACACAACAAAUUGCAGAAGUGAGAGGUAUGCAGGCUCCACCAGAAGGUGUAAAAACUGUGCUGAAAGCCAUCUGCAUCAUGAGAGGAGAAAAAGUCAAAACGAUUGAUGAUGGACUUGGCAACAAGACAAAAGAUUGGUGGGGUGCUUCGAAAGAAAUGAUGGCCAAAAAGGGUUUCUUAAACUAUAUCAAGAACUUUGAUGUGAAUUCUCUUACGGCGGAAGUUGUACAAACUUUAUCACCAAUUUUAGCGGAAAUGGAUGUUGAGAAAAUCAAAAGAUCAAGCGCUGCUGCGUUUGCUUUGAACGAAUUCUUGAAUGCUCUCGUCAAGUACUAUAAGGUGAACAGUGUUGUUGAGCCAAAAAGAAAAGCUCUUGCCGAAGCAGAGGAAAAAUGUGCUGAGGCUGCAAGAUAUCUACAAGAAAAGAAACGAGAGCUUGCUGAAAUUCAAGAAAUGAUCGCUCAGAAAGAAGUUGAAAGAAAAGAAUGUGAAGCAAAGAAAAAUGAAUUAGAAACAGAAUAUCAAACAGUAAGCAUAAAGUUAGAAAGAGCUACCAAGUUGAUUGGAUUGUUAGAAGGAGAGAAAAUCAGAUGGGAAGAAACGUUGGCGCACAUUAUUGAACAACAAACAUGUACUAACGGUGACGUUUUAUUAGCUUCAGGAAUUCUUUCUUAUCUUGGAGCUUUCACAUCUGAAUAUAGAAAGAAAAUUAUUAAGAAAUGGACUCAAAAGUUAUCACAAUUUGGUAUCAAGUUUUCUGAAAACUUUUCAUUACCUUCAACGUUGUCAGAACCAAUGGAAGUUAGAAAUUGGAUUAUCAAGGAAGGCCUUCCUUCGGAUGACUUCUCUGUUGAGAACGCAACCAUUGUGAAGAGAACAACUGGGAGAUGGCCACUGUUUAUUGAUCCUCAAGGCCAAGCUAUGAACUGGAUUAAGGAAAAGGAAAAGCAACAAAAGAAGGACGCAGACUCUCUUCUCAUCAUCCAAAUGACAAAUCCUUCCCUUAUUAAGAGUUUAGAAAAGGCCAUUACUCAAGGCACAACCACUAUUAUUGAAGGUGUGGGUGAAGAAUUAGACCCAGCUCUUGAACCUCUGUUGACACUUAGAACCUAUUACAUUGGAGGUGUCAAGUAUAUUAACUUGAGUGAUACACCUACAAUUUAUAACGAUUCGUUCAAAUUGUAUUUGGUCACAAGUCUUUCUAAUCCUCACUACCUCCCAGAAGUGUCUACCAAGGUGCAAAUUAUUAACUUUAUGAUCACUCCAUAUGGUCUGGAAGAACAAUUACUUGCUAUAGUUGUCAGAAUUGAAGAAAAGAAGCUCGAAACUGAAAAGAAUAACUUGGCGAUUCAAAAUGCCAAAUAUCAAGAACAGUUGAAACAUUAUCAAGAUAAGAUUUUGCAAUUACUCGUCGAAACAACAAAAGAGAAAAUGCUCGACGAUGACACUGUCAUUAACGCUCUUUCUUCUUCAAAGCAAACAUCAAGAAAAAUUGAACAAAAGCAAAUUGAAACCAAAAAGACAGAAAAGGACAUUGAUACCAAGAGAAACCUUUACAGACCUGUAGCAGAAAAUGGUAGCACGUUAUUCUUUGCAAUAAGUGAACUUCCCAACAUUGAUCCAAUGUACCAAUAUAGCUUGAGUUGGUAUCAAGAGCUCUUUACGCAAUGCAUUAAUGAACUUCCACAUGAAGAGAAUAGAUCCAUCACACAAAAGAUUGAACAACUCAAGGAUUACUUUACCUAUCAAAUGUAUACCAAGGUCUGCAGAUCCUUAUUCCAAAAGGAUAAGCUGUUGUUCUCAUUGUUGUUGUGCAUUCAGUUAAUGAAAAAGAAGGGCCAUAUCGAUAGUGAAGAGCUAAAAUUCCUCCUCACUGGUACCAGUUCUGUUGUCAAUCAUGAGGAAGACGAAAACAAGAAACUUCCUGAUUGGAUUACUCAAAACAUGUACAAUGAAUUGUGUCAAAUUGACGGCAUGUCUCCAACCUUCCAACACUUUAAGAAAGAGUUCUUUGAUCAUUUACCUAAAUGGAAGAAGAUUUAUGACUCUCAAAAGCCACAAGAAGAGCCAUAUCCUGAUCGAUGGGACAAAUUGAGUCAAUUCCAGAAAAUGAUGGUGUUAAGAAUUUUGAGACCUGACAAGCUCAAUCCAGCAGUCGAAUCGUUUGUUGAAAAGAACAUGGAUAAGCGCUAUAUUGAACCAGUUCAAUUUAAUUUAAGAGUUUCCUAUCAAGACUCAUCUCCUACCAAGCCACUCGUAUUCAUUCUUUCUCCUGGUGUUGACCCAAUGGAACAACUUCGCAAAUUUGCAGAUCAAGAAAAUGUUACCCUUAAGAGUUUAUCUCUUGGACAAGGUCAAGAAGAUUUUGCAACUGAGAUGAUCAAUCAAGGAACUAUUCAGGGCAACUGGGUGGUAUUGCAGAAUUGUCACGUUCUUCUUUCAUGGAUGCCAAAACUUGAAAAGAUCAUUGAUGACUUGGCAAGAAAUGAAAAUAAGAUUGCGACCACCUUUAGAUUAUGGUUGACAAGUAUGCCAAGUGAGAAAUUCCCUGUGACCAUUCUACAACGAGGUGUAAAAAUUACUAACGAACCUCCAAGAGGUUUGAAAGCCAAUUUGUUGCAAUCAUGGAAUGCCGAUCCUAUUACCGAUGCUAAAUUCUUUACUACUUCCAGGAAGAGUAGAGAAUUCAAAAAGCUCUUAUUCGGUUUGACUUUCUUCCAUGCCUUAGUUCAAGAACGAAGAAAAUUUGGUCCUUUGGGAUGGAACAUUAGCUACGAAUUCAAUGAUUCUGAUUUGAAUAUUUCAUUGAGACAGCUACAAAUGUUUUUGAAUAGCAAAGAUGCAAAUAUUCCAUUCAAAGCUCUCACCUAUCUCACUGGUGAAUGCAACUAUGGAGGUAGAGUCACAGAUGAUCACGAUAGAAGAACCUUGAUGGCCAUUCUCUCCGAUUUUUACAAUGAAGAAAUUUUGGAAGACGGCUACAAAUUGUCACCAUCAGGAAUUUAUACUGUUCCAAGUGGAGAUAAAAAGCAUAACGAAUACAUUCAAUUCCUUGAAAAGUUGCCAUCAUGGGAAAAUCCAGAAGUGUUUGGCCUGCAUGACAAUGCCACAAUUAGUAAGGAUCAAACAGAAGCCAUGAAUAUGUUUGAUGCUCUUCUUUCCACUCAACAAAAUAAUGUCUCCGAAGAUAAUGAAGAAGAUGGAAAAGAAACCACACAUGAAGCUGACGUUUUGUACGAAUUGGCUGGAGACAUUCUUUCAAAGUUGCCAGAAAAUUUCCAAAUUGAAGGUGAAUCAGGAGCUGAAAACAAGUUUAAGGUUGAUUAUCAUGAAAGUAUGAAUACUGUCUUUGUGCAAGAAUUGAUUCGAUUUAACAGAUUGUUGAAUGUGAUUCGACAUUCACUCAAACAGUUGCAAUUGGCUUUGAAGGGUCUUGUGGUGAUGAGUAGUGACUUGGAACAACUCAGUUUUUCACUUUCGAAUGGUAAAUUACCAAAAUUAUGGGCAAAAGUCAGUUAUCCAUCUCGAAAACCUCUUCGUACCUAUAUUCAAGAUCUUUUGAAGAGAAUUGAAUUUUUCAGACAUUGGUUCGAUCAUGGAAAACCAAAUGUGUAUUGGUUGAGUGGUUUCUUCUUUACUCAAUCGUUCUUGACAGGUAUCAAACAAAAUUAUGCAAGAAAACACAAGAUUGCUAUUGAUCAGAUUGAAUUUGAAUUUGAAGUUUUAAAUAAGUAUUAUGAUCCUAAUACUGCUCAUGAAUUACCAGAGCCAGAAUCAGGAUGUUAUGUGUAUGGAAUGUAUUUGGAAGGGGCAGCUUGGGACAUGCAAAAGGGAACUCUCACAGAUCCAAGACCUAAACAACUCUUUGAUGAAAUGCCACUCAUUUGGUUCAAACCUGUGAAUGUUGUUGCAAGUGAAAAUCAAGCAGAGGGUGGAACUAAUGUCAACUCGUCUCAUUAUGUUUGUCCAUUGUACAAGACAAGUGAAAGAAGAGGUGUUCUCUCCACCACAGGUCACUCUACAAACUUUGUGAUGAGUAUCAAGUUGCCAAUGAAUGAUGACACCAAUGAAAAGUAUUGGAUUAAGCGAGGAUGUGCAUUGUUGUGUCAACUUGAUUAA
Naegleria fowleri is the source of this 12864-nucleotide messenger RNA. RefSeq lists its product as uncharacterized. The coding region runs from base 1 to 12864 and encodes 4287 amino acids. The transcript is spliced from 5 exons. Lineage: Eukaryota; Heterolobosea; Eutetramitea; Acrasida; Naegleriidae. Gene Ontology annotation, biological process: microtubule-based movement. Gene Ontology annotation, cellular component: dynein complex. Gene Ontology annotation, molecular function: dynein light intermediate chain binding; minus-end-directed microtubule motor activity; dynein intermediate chain binding. The record is from RefSeq and is a predicted model, not a curated record.